Gamsiella multidivaricata is the source of this 1264-nucleotide messenger RNA. Its product is annotated as ribonuclease H-like domain-containing protein. NCBI's taxonomy places the organism in Eukaryota, Fungi, Mortierellomycota, Mortierellomycetes, Mortierellales, Mortierellaceae. The record is from RefSeq and is a predicted model, not a curated record. Gene Ontology annotation, cellular component: CCR4-NOT complex; P-body; CCR4-NOT core complex. The coding region runs from base 222 to 1154 and encodes 310 amino acids. Gene Ontology annotation, molecular function: nucleic acid binding; poly(A)-specific ribonuclease activity. The transcript is spliced from 6 exons.
CGCCUGUCGUUGAUCUCCGACAGGUAACAACAACAGGCAUCACAACUGUACACGUACACUACUUGUAUUUUGCGCGAUCGCAGGGACACUCACAAUACCACCCUCUCUGUCAACAUUCUACGCUGGCGCCUCCUAGUAUCAAUCCUUGACACUUCUUGCACUGGCCACCAAACAUUCAAGGCGGCCCAUUGCCCUUGAAGCAAACCAGACCUACGCACGCCAUGCCUAGUCCCAACGAGAGAGCAAUCAUUAGAGAAGUCUGGGCUGAGAACUUGGAGCAGGAGAUGGCGCUCCUGCGAGAUCUCGUAGACCAGUACCCGUAUCUUGCCAUGGAUACAGAGUUUCCAGGUGUAGUUGCCAGGCCCAUCGGCAACUUUCGUACCUCAGCCGACUACCACUAUCAGACUCUGAGAUGUAACGUGGAUCUUCUUAAGAUGAUCCAGCUGGGUGUCACCUUCGCAGAUGAGAACGGAAAUGUGCCCAAGGACGCCUGCACCUGGCAAUUCAACUUCAAGUUCAGUUUGGCCGAGGACAUGUACGCACAGGACUCGAUUGACCUCUUGACAAAGUCUGGCAUCAAUUUCCAAAAACACGAGGAUUAUGGGAUCGACGUUCACCACUUUGGCGAGCUCCUGAUCAGUUCUGGAUUCGUACUUUUGGAUGAAGUCAAGUGGAUCUCAUUUCACAGUGGCUACGACUUUGGAUACUUGCUCAAAAUCUUGACAUGUAGUCCUCUGCCAGCAGAAGAAGUCGACUUCUUUGAUUUGCUGAGGACAUACUUCCCUUGCAUAUACGAUAUCAAAUACCUGAUGAAGAGCUGUAAAAAUUUGAAGGGCGGUCUUCAGGAGUUGGCGAAUGAUUUACAGGUGGUCCGCAUUGGAGCACAGCACCAGGCAGGAAGCGACAGCUUGUUAACGUGCUCCACCUUUUUCAAGAUGCGUCAGAUAUUCUUCGAAGACAAGAUUGACGACGCCAAGUACCUUGGAUAUCUUUACGGGCUUGGUUCAGCAGUAGGUUCGACUGCCACACAACCAAACUCGAUCGCUACAUUCAAUUCGGCUGCAGGAAAUGAUAGCCCACUCAUCACAAACCAGUCUGCAACACCAAACGGCAAGCCCAACAGUUAUCAAAAGUCCGUAAUAAACAUGAACUAGUUCUCGCCCGCCUGGCUGCCGCCGUUGUGACGUCAUUUAGAUUUUUAUAAACAAGCCACUAAUAGAUGGAUGCAGAGGUCCCUAUUUGAAUAGGGUGCAAGCUUGACAAC